AUUUCUUCCUCUCAAUUGAUGAUUUUCGCAAUCCUCCAUUCAAUCCACCACACCACAACGACACACGACCAUCCACCGUUGCAGGCUUUCAUUCCCAACCUGUCAAGAUGGGUGCCCUCAAAUACGUCGAAGAGCUUCAGAAGAAGAAGCAGUCUGAUGUUCUGCGAUUCCUCCUCCGAGUCCGAUGCUGGGAACUCCGUCAAUUGAACGUCAUCCACCGCGCUUCCCGACCCUCGCGCCCCGACAAGGCUCGCCGCCUCGGUUACAAGGCCAAGCAAGGCUAUGUUAUCUACCGAGUCCGUGUCCGCCGUGGUGGCCGCAAGCGCCCUGUCCCCAAGGGUGCCACCUAUGGCAAGCCCACCAACCAGGGUGUGAACCAACUUAAGUACCAGCGAUCCCUCAAGGCCACCGCCGAGGAGCGUGUCGGCCGCCGAUGUGCCAACUUGCGAGUCCUAAACUCGUACUGGAUCAACCAAGACUCGACCUACAAGUACUACGAGGUCAUCCUCGUCGACCCCCAGCACAAGGCCAUCCGCCAGGACCCCCGCAUCAACUGGAUCGUCAACCCCGUCCACAAACACCGCGAGGCUCGUGGUCUCACUGCCACUGGCAAGAAGUCCCGUGGUCUCAACAAGGGCCACCGUUACACCAAGACCAGUGCCGGCCGACGAAAGACCUGGAAGAGACACAACACCUUGUCUCUAUGGCGCUACCGAUAAGCGUGUGCUAGAGGCGGUAGUUAGGGGGUGGAGGAUGAUGACGGCUCGGUCGUGGUCGUUAUUACGGCAUGGAAUGAGGUCUUUCUUCACGGUCAAAACUGGGGCAUGCGUCUGGCUCAUGAAUUCUGCCUGGAGUUACUCUACAUAGUCGAGCAAGGAAUAAAAAUUCUUUCCGGGACGAAAUAAUGAAUUAUUUGCAUUUUUUAUGAA
Messenger RNA from Hypoxylon trugodes, 929 nucleotides. RefSeq names its product 60S ribosomal protein l15. Gene Ontology annotation, biological process: cytoplasmic translation. The transcript is spliced from 4 exons. The record is from RefSeq and is a predicted model, not a curated record. Lineage: Eukaryota; Fungi; Ascomycota; Sordariomycetes; Xylariales; Hypoxylaceae. Bases 108 to 719 code for a protein of 203 amino acids. Gene Ontology annotation, cellular component: ribosome; cytosolic large ribosomal subunit. Gene Ontology annotation, molecular function: RNA binding; structural constituent of ribosome.